GAGAUCAGAGCAGGAAGCGCAGCGGCGAGGCGGAGGUGGAGGUGGCGGCGGAGGCGGAGGCUGAGCUGUUGGUGGCCGAGGCGGAAGAGACAGCUCCGGGGGGUGGCAGCGGCUGUUGGGAGCAGGAUGCGGGUCCGGGUCGGGCUGACGUUGCUGCUCUGGGCAGUGCUGCUGGGCUCGGCCUUGGCGUCCUCGGAUGAAGAAGGCAACCAGGAUGAAUCCAUAGAUUCCAAGACUUCUGUGCCGUCGGAUGAGUCGGUAGAGAACCAUAGCCCAGCAGGCAGAGUAAUCGCUGGUCAGAUAUUCCUUGAUUCAGAAGAGUCCGAAUUAGAAUCACCUCCUCAAGAAGACGAAGACAACCUCAGAAGCCAAGAAGGGGAAAGCAUCGCAGAAGAAAUCAGCUUUCUAGAAUCUCCAAACCCAGAAAACAAGGACUAUGAAGAGCUGACGAAAGUACGGAAACCAGCUCUGACCGCCAUUGAAGGCACAGCGCACGGGGAGCCCUGCCACUUCCCUUUCCUGUUCCUGGAUAAGGAAUACGACGAGUGCACCUCGGACGGGAGGGAAGACGGCAGGCUGUGGUGUGCCACCACCUACGACUACAAGGCGGACGAGAAGUGGGGCUUCUGUGAGACCGAAGAAGAGGCUGCAAAAAGACGGCAAAUGCAGGAAGCGGAAAUGAUGUACCAGACCGGGAUGAAAAUCCUCAAUGGAAGCAACAAGAAAAGCCAAAAAAGAGAAGCUUAUCGGUAUCUUCAGAAGGCAGCAAGCAUGAACCACACCAAGGCGCUGGAGAGAGUAUCCUAUGCUCUUUUGUUCGGUGAUUACUUGACACAGAAUAUCCAAGCAGCAAAAGAGAUGUUUGAGAAGCUGACCGAGGAAGGUUCUCCAAAGGGACAAACUGCUCUUGGCUUUCUCUAUGCUUCUGGACUUGGUGUUAAUUCAAGUCAGGCAAAGGCCCUUGUUUAUUACACUUUCGGAGCUCUUGGGGGCAACCUAAUAGCCCACAUGGUUUUGGGUUACCGAUACUGGGCUGGCAUCGGGGUCCUCCAGAGCUGUGAAUCCGCACUGACUCACUAUCGUCUUGUGGCCAAUCAUGUUGCUAGUGAUAUCUCGCUGACGGGAGGCUCAGUGGUGCAGAGAAUACGGCUGCCUGACGAGGUUGAAAACCCAGGAAUGAACAGCGGAAUGCUCGAGGAAGACUUGAUUCAGUAUUACCAGUUCUUAGCUGAAAAGGGGGACGUGCAAGCCCAGGUUGGUCUGGGACAGCUGCACCUGCAUGGAGGCCGUGGAGUAGAACAAAACCAUCAGAGAGCGUUUGACUACUUCAAUUUAGCAGCAAAUGCUGGCAAUUCCCAUGCCAUGGCCUUCUUAGGAAAGAUGUAUUCAGAAGGAAGCGAUAUUGUACCUCAGAGUAACGAGACAGCUCUUCACUACUUUAAAAAGGCUGCUGACAUGGGCAACCCAGUUGGACAGAGUGGGCUUGGAAUGGCUUACCUCUACGGGAGAGGAGUUCAAGUUAAUUAUGAUUUGGCACUGAAGUAUUUCCAGAAAGCUGCUGAACAAGGCUGGGUGGAUGGGCAGCUGCAGCUUGGCUCCAUGUACUAUAACGGCAUUGGAGUCAAGAGGGAUUACAAACAAGCCUUGAAGUAUUUUAACUUAGCUUCCCAGGGAGGCCAUAUCUUGGCUUUCUACAACCUGGCUCAGAUGCAUGCCAGCGGCACCGGUGUGAUGCGAUCAUGUCACACUGCAGUGGAGUUGUUUAAGAAUGUGUGUGAACGGGGCCGGUGGUCUGAGCGGCUCAUGACUGCUUACAACAGCUACAAGGACGGGGACUACAACGCCGCUGUGAUCCAGUACCUCCUGCUGGCCGAGCAGGGCUACGAGGUGGCGCAAAGCAACGCAGCCUUCAUCCUCGACCAGAGAGAAGCGACCAUCGUAGGUGAGAAUGAAACUUAUCCCAGAGCUUUGCUUCACUGGAACCGGGCCGCUUCACAGGGCUACACUGUGGCUAGAAUCAAGCUUGGAGACUACCACUUCUAUGGCUUCGGCACGGACGUGGAUUACGAGACGGCGUUUAUUCACUACCGUCUAGCGUCUGAGCAGCAGCACAGCGCACAGGCCAUGUUUAACCUGGGCUACAUGCAUGAGAAGGGGCUGGGCAUUAAACAGGAUAUUCACCUUGCAAAGCGUUUUUAUGACAUGGCAGCCGAAGCCAGCCCCGAUGCACAAGUACCAGUCUUCCUCGCACUCUGCAAGUUGGGCGUUGUCUAUUUCUUGCAGUACAUACGGGAAACAAAUAUUCGAGACAUAUUCACCCAACUUGAUAUGGACCAGCUCUUGGGACCUGAGUGGGACCUUUACCUCAUGACCAUCAUCGCGUUGCUGUUGGGAACAGUAAUCGCCUACAGGCAGCGGCAGCACCAGGACAUGCCUGUCCCCAGGCCCCCGGGGCCACGGCCGGCCCCGCCGCAGCAGGAGGGGCCCCCAGAGCAGCCGCCGCCGCAGUAACCCCUUGCGUCCCCCCAAUGGACGACAGACAAGGAAAGGGUUUGCUGAGAACGCUUGCAUUCGAUGUAGGACUUUGGAUCAGUGGUCGCCACCUCCUGGAAGAGGCACAAGGAAGCGUUGAAUUCCUAAAGCUGCUUGGAAUCUGAUGCCUUUAUUUUCAGGGAUAAGUAACUCUUACCUAAACUAAGUUGAAUGUCCGUUUCAGUGCCGUAUGGAAUAACAGCUCUCAGUGGCUUCCCCCGCCCCCCUUUUUUGACCCCGGAAACAUUUACGAGACACUCACAGUGGUCAUGUCCACUGUGUCCAGCUAUCUUUCUUGGGUCCCUUCAGUCACUCUUUCAGUGUGCAUAAGUUCUGUCAGCCGUCUUGAAGGUCUUAUGCAUUGACACUAAAACUGAUCAAUGAAAAAAGGAAAACCCAGUUAGUUGCAAAUUUAACCUUAACAUGUUUGAAAGUCUGAAAAUAGAACUUGCCUUUUAAGUUAAGGGAAAAAAAAAGUCCUCACAGUGUUUCAGAACUGUGAUAACCAAGGAACUUUGAUCAGUCCAUAUGCAAGUAUACAUAUUCAGCAUAUUUGUUCCUUUAAAAGGGAAGGUUGGGCGGUUUCUUAUUAUCGGUGAUUGAUUGUCAUACUUUAUACCAUACUUCUCUCCUUCAAAGACUGAAAGGCCUUGUUAAAGAGUUUUAUGUGAACUUCAUUUCCUUGGAGUGGAGUAUAUAGAAGACUUUGUGAACUGACUCCUUGAGCUAACACAUGAACUUGUCCCACCUGCGCGGUGUAGUUUGCUUGUUUGUCACAAGUGUGCAGAGCCUUUAUCUGCAGCCAGAGGCUGGACUGAAUGGGAGAAUUAGAAAGCAAUAUUGAAGGACUCUGGGUGGGGUACCAGGAUCACAGACACACUUUUCCCGCAUUUGUUCCCAGGAUUCAUUUUAUUAACACUUUGUAUUUCUUACUGCAAAAGAACAGACCAUCCUCCUGAACUCUUUAAAUGUGAAAUAUCCUUGCCAGGCUAUGGCAGACAGAAACUACCAUUACAAUACCAAAACUCUAGAGAGUCAGAGAUGCAUUAAAAUCAGUGGUUGAAGAAAGCUA
Molecule: messenger RNA, 3604 nt
Organism: Capra hircus (goat)
Lineage: Eukaryota; Metazoa; Chordata; Mammalia; Artiodactyla; Bovidae
Gene: SEL1L
Product: SEL1L ERAD E3 ligase adaptor subunit
Exons: 21
Coding region: 127-2511 (794 amino acids)
Biological process (GO): ERAD pathway
Cellular component (GO): endoplasmic reticulum membrane
Molecular function (GO): protein binding
Source: RefSeq, a predicted model, not a curated record